CUGCGGCCACUGCGCAUGCUCGGCGGGCAGCGUGGCCACAGCGCAUGCUCAGAGCACGGCGGGGCCUGCGCAGUGAGCGCGGCGGAGCGCGCGCGGUGCAAGGUGGCUGGGUCGCGUCCCGGGACAGAUAAAACAGCUAUGCCUAUUCACAUGCUAAAAAUCAUCAAUGGAGCACCUGAAACUGCACUACCGAGCCACCUGCAAAGAGUGGAUUCAAAAUAUCUGCAACUGGGUUGCGAUCACGCCAACAAAUACUUUAAGGGAACUGUUACUCUCUCCUAUCCUUUAAUUAAACUUGGAAAUGGAACAGAUUGCUUCAAGAUUUUACUACAAGAUAUGGACAAUUCGUGUUCAAGAACCAGCAGCAUCAAUAUUUUAUUCCUCGGAAAAAUGGCAAAGGACUGUGCAAAAGUUGUCCAUCAAGGGGACACCAUGUUAAUAGCUGGAUUUAAUUUGGCAACAUCACCUUCUGCAAGUGAAGAUGGCAGACAUUGCUGUCACCUGGAAGUGUCAGAAGAAGCUGGAUCAACCAUUUAUAUUUAUACAAAGUCGAGCCCAAUCACUGCUUCCGAAACUGCAUCCAUGCCUGUUGCUCCGAAAUACAUGUAUACCCCUCUGAAUCGUCUUAAAGGAGGUACUACAGUCAACUUGUAUGGUGCUGUAAAAUUCUUCAAGCCUCCAUAUAUAAGCAAAGGAACUGAUUAUUGUUCAGUUGUAACAAUUGUGGACCAAUCAAAUGUCAAGUUGACAUGUACACUCUUUAAUGGAAAUCUAGAUGCCCUUCCAAAAAUCUACAAAAUUGGAGAUAUUGUUCGAUUUCAUAGAAUAAAGAUUAGGGAAUACAAUGGACAGAUUCAGGGGGUUACCAGCAUUGGGUUUGCAUUCUUGACGUUUGAUGGAACCCCAGGAGCAGCAAUCAUUCCUCGAACCUCUAGUAAAUUGUACACUUUCACAGAUGAAGAACAAAAAACAAUAGAAGAACUACGUGUUUGGGGAGCCAGUAAUCUUUCCAUCUCUGGGCCAGCAGUGAAAUUGUCUGGUGUUCAGCCAAAGCUGUAUUUUGACCUCACUUGCCAACUUAUAGGGAAAGCAGAAGUGGAUGGAUCUUCCUUUCUUCUUAAGGUGUGGGAUGGCACAGAAUGUUCCUACCAGUCCUGGAAGGUGCCUGUGGAAUCAAGUGAUCUUGAAGGAGAUAAAGUUCUCAUUCAUAAGCUGAGAAAUCUAACAGUAGACAUUCUAGUUUAUGAUAACCAUGUACAAUUAGCAAAAUCCCUGAAGGUUGGAAGCUUUCUAAGAAUUUACAGUCUACGUGCAAAGCAAGCCAGUCCGGAGAAUCAGGCUGAUGUUUCAUAUAUAGAGUUUCGUCUUCAUGGUGGCACCUGUUAUGGUCGAGGAAUUGGGGUCCUACCAGAAUGUAAUCCAGAUGUUAAAGAAUUAAAAUCAUUUCUGGAUUCUCUGGAUCUCGCAGAGCAUCAAAAUGUGGAAACUGUGUCUUCGAUGGAAUUGCAUAGCACUUCUGACAGUUUUUCAAACCCAGUAAUAUUUUUAGAGAGAUGCCAGCAAUUGUCUGUCACAGUGCUGACAGAUCACCAGGAUUUAAAUGUAACAGCAUUCAAUACCAUUUUGAACAACCACGCUCCUCAACAGUAUCGCAUUAGAGCAAAACUGAGAACUUUUAAACCCCAGAAGCUUUAUCAGUCCAUUAAACUAUAUUGUUCAAAAUGCAACUCACUGCAAGAAGUUCCAGAUGGAGAUGACUUUGACUUUAUUUUACAAGACUCUGCAGCUACACUUCCAAAUCCAGAAUUGCACGAUAAGCUGUGGUAUGAUUCUGCUGUGUGGAAUACAGAACACCCAGAACAAAGAACAAUAGCUGUUCAUUUUGUGAAGCACAAUGAAAUGGUUCAAGAGCCAGGAAAAUGUUUGAUAAUGGUAGAAGGACCCUCUUCCCAUUUUUGUGACUGCUUUUUUCUCCUAAAACCAAACCUCAUCAUUUUUGCUACAGAUGUUUUGCAUAGAUACCAAAGCUUCUGCAGCUGGAUAUGACACCAUAUUAAGUGCAUUAGUGGGAAUGAAGGACAGAAUUGUAAAUUAUUCCCGUAUCACUAAACAGAAGUUCUAGUGGGCUUCUAGCCCAUUUAUUUCUCUUCCACAGUCCUGGGAUUUUUCUACAAUGUAUUGGGUUUUGUUCGUUUGUUUGUUUGUGUUUUACUUCCAUAUUGUUUGUUGGUACAAGUUCCAAAAGGCAUUUUUUUCCAGCCUCCUGAGCAUCCUCCCUGACCUUCUCCACAUGUACACUGCCUGAAGAGGUAAAACACAACAUGGCAACUCCAUCUAACUAAGGAGAUCCACGUAUUACUUUUUUUUUUAAACAUAAGCAGGUUGUUUUAGUAUAGUACAAUACCCUCUCCUCUCCAUAAACGAGAUGCUGAGCCAUGCUGCUGGCAUAGAAGUUGUUUGGCCUUGACUGGACAGCUGAGAUGAAAGAUGGACACAAGAAAGAGGUUUUUCUGUUAGCAUUUUUUUUUUUAAUUUCCUUGAACGUAAGUUUAAAUCUAAUUUGGGAUAAAGGUUAAAACUAAGAUGUCAUCACAUUAGUGAAAAGCGUAUUAAUAUGUACCAUUCAUCAUUGGCUUCAGUAUUCAUACAAUAUACUCGCUAUAAUUAAUUUCAGUGACAUUUAUUGUUUAAUCUUAUAGACUUCAAUGUUGAUUUAUAAGUAAACUGAAAACAUUUUCUUAAAUGAAACUUUAUCUUAUGAAUUACCUUAAGUUAUCCCAGUGGUUCCAUUGGUAAAGCUGCAUGUGUUUUAUACUUAUUUAAAUCCUUUGAAUGGUUGUAACAUUUCAAGUAUGGCUUAAGAGGUGCCGGAUUGAGGCUUGGUAGACGUGUGCUCUAUUCUCGGUUCUGUAACUAACCUGUGUGCUUUUCGGCUAAGCUGUUGGACAUCUCUGUACUUGUUUCUCCUCCCAACCUUUUGUCUAAUUAGAGUGAAAAUGUAAAUAAAAAGGUAUGGUCCUUGUGCAAUUUGCACAUCACCUAGCACGUGGAAACAUUGGGUGUGUUGACUUUUCUAAUCAUUACAAAUCAUUACAUCAUUACUACAAAUAGUAAACUACAAAUCUAAAAUGUGCAUGAAUCAGAGAGCACCUUAUAAUGCUUUUUAUGAUCAUACAUUUUAUUAAAAUUUAACAUUAAACAGCACACUUGUUUUUGUAGAAAACAACUACAUUGCAAAAAGUAAUUGCUAUGUUUCUUCCCUGUUAUCUAUUCAAGAAUUAAGGAGAUAGGCAGAUACGGUUAUUUGGGCAAAGGUGAUAUCUUUUAUUACACCAACUAAAUAGUUGGAAAAAUUGUUCUUUGCAAGCUUUCAAGCACAGGCACCCUUCUUCAGACAUAGGGAGAGUCUGCUGGUGUUUGUCUUCUCUCUAUGGUCAAAUAGAAGCUUAAGCUAAUAUGCAAAAUGCAGGUUUGUGAAAAUGCAGAUGUGUGGCAGGGAAGAUCAGAGGGGGUAGGAGUUAAUGAGCAAGAGACAGGCAGAUGGAAUGGGAAAAACAAAAGAAAAUGUGGACCAGUGAUAAAAUGUAGAAAAGUUACCUGCAGUUAUCAGAUGGCAGGUAGUUUAUAAUGUGUCAUAAAUUAAAUGUCUGUAUGUAGGCCAUGAUUUUUUGUAUCCAGUAGAUUUAUGAAGUGAAUUUCGUAGGCUCAUCUACAAUAGGUGUUUUGUAAAUUCCCUUUGGGGAUUAAAACUGAGAGGUUAGAGAGUGUGGUUGUCUUGUGAGAAAUGUGCACCCACAGUAAUUGGGUAUUUUUUGUCUUUGAACGCACACUGAAAAUCUAUCAUUCUGGUACUCAGUUGUUUGGUUUCUCCUACAUAGUUUCCAUCAUGGCAUUCACUGCACUGGAUAAGAUCUAUUACAUUUCUGGAGGUCCAGACAUAAGAUCCAGGAAUGGUGAUGGUGGUGAUGGUUCUGUUGUGGGAGUAGUAGAAAUGUGUGGGCAGGUUUUACUUUUCUUGUGUUGGUGUGGUCUAGAUCCAUUUGGUGUGCUUGGGGCCAUAGGAAGUUUGCUUCUGGUGAUAAGGUUCAAUGCCUGUUUAAAAGCUAGGAUGAGUGGUUCUGGAAAAAUCUCUUUAAGAAUUGGGUCGUCUUCUGGUUGCAGUUGUUUCAAGAUUUAAGAAGCAGGUAUUUAGUGACUUAUUUUGGCCAAAGGUGUUCGUUAUUAGGUGUGUAUUUUAAAGCAGCAAUUGCAGAGCGAUUAUAGUAAAUAUAGGGAGAAAUUUAUCAAACUGAUCCUGCAUAAUUGCAGAAAAAUUGCAGAAAAAUCCCAGCUUUUCUAAUAACGUAAGACAUUAAUUUCCAGUAAAGUCUUAUAAAGUCCCAUGAAAGCAGUAUUUAAAAUUGCAUCCUAUUUAUUACUGUUUCAUUUUUCGCCUUGCUUCAGUUCUGAUGCUUUUAGCAAGCGCUUUCCUUCAAAUUCCUACCUAAAAAUCCUUUUUUUUUUUUUUUGCCAUUUAAGAACUACAAUGGCAAGUUGCUUCCAUGUGGAAAAAAAAUCAUUUUAGUGGUCACAGUAGUUUCACUGUAGCUACAUUCCAUAGUAGUUAUGUGGCUGCUUGCAUGCUCCAAACAGAGAACUGAGGCAAAUGAUGAGGACACUUCCAAGGCACUGCUGCCGCUGCUCUCCAGCACACUACAGAUCUCCAGUGUAGCAGCGUUGGAUUACCCUAAAGCAUUAGUGUCAAACAUAUGGUCUGCGGCCAGAUCCAGCCCACGUAUCUAGAUUAUCCAGUUUACAGCCUUGACGGGGGACCUUCCCCUUGGGGUAGCCAAGCACCUGGGUGAGAUGUAUGGUGCUGAAGCACCCCAGCACUACAAUCAGAAGAAGCCUAGGCUCACAAGCGCUUGGCUGCCACCAGGGGAAGGUCCCUGACCAAGGCUGCGGGUCUGUCGUGAGUGCUUAGUUGCAGCCAUGGGAACAAGCCGUGGUGCUUGGCUGCUUCCCACAGUGCUACUGGAGUUCCAGUGCUGUAGCUCUCACCCAGACAUUUUGUACCUGCUGCAGGAAGAAGCCAUGGUGCUACUGGGCCUCCAACACUGUGGCUUUUCCUGGUUUGGGUGCCAAGCAACCAGGUGAAAGCAGCAAUUCUGGAGCCCCAGCAGCACCAGUGCCCCAGAACCAUGGGUCUCACUUGUUCUGAUGGUAGCAGCCAAGCCCCUGGGAAGCUGGGCCUUUUUGUGAUGAGUUAUAGAUGGUUGGAGCAGAUGUCACAUGCACUGAAUCCAACAUGGGAGGAUCCACAUGCAUAGCCUAGCAUGUGGGGCCAGCCACACACCAUUCAUAGAAAUCAUAGACUCAUAGAAAAUCAGGGUUGGAAGGGACCUCAGGAGGUCAUCUAGUCCAACUCCCUCCCCAAAGUAGGACUAUCCCCAACUAGAACAUCUCAGCCAAAGCUUUGUCUAGCCAGGUCAUCCAGUCCAUGGACUGGUCAUGCACCAUUCGUCUGAUUCCCCUAGAAACAGAUGAGAUUGACAUCUGAAGCAACUUCACUGCUCGUGUUGUGGUUUUGGGGAAGCAAGUAGUUAGGGCUUAGGUUUUGGCAAUGGUCCUGAGAGUAGCACAGGGCAACUGCAGGCAUUUCCCAAGAGUAAAGUUGUUUUAAGCUAUGCUAAUUUGUUAAUUGUCAUUUACUACCAUAAAAUAUUUUUUAAGUGUGUCAUGGCAAAUUGCACAUUUCAUUUUGCCUCUGUUGAAUAUGUGGUUAUUUAAACAUCUGAUUUCUGCAUGCAGUAACAAGUCACAUUUGCAGCUUUAUAUUAUAUAAGUAUUCACAUUUUUGUACAAUCAAUAUAUAUAAUCAGUUACUCCUAGACCAUAAUGGAUACAUCAUAAUUUCAGCACUACAGUUAAUUUAGGAGUCCUUUUUAACAUUGGAUCAUGGUCAGUUAUUUGUCACAGGUCCUGAAAUUGAUUUCCAUCAGUCCAAAGGAGUUGAAUUAUUUAAUUUAGCAUUAUGUGCAUACAGUUAAUAGUGAUUCUCAAAGAGUGUGCUGUGGUACACUAGUGUGGCGCAAAAGCAACAGAAAUACUGUGAGAUCCCCUGUGUGAGGAAGUUAAUGCUCUUCUCUUACAUCCGGCACCCUGUGUCUGACCCAACUACUCCAUCAGUGCCUAUGACUGUUCCUCUGGGGACUGCCACCACUGCUGCUGCCUUCCCUUCCCUCAGGCAGCCACUAUGCUGCCCCCUUCCAACCACCCACACUCCCAGCAGUGUGCUCUUAUGCAAGUGGAUGGACAGGUGCACAGAUGGAGCUGUGAUUUGCAGCCUGGCUUAUAACCUCCAAUCUUCUCACCCUCCCGAGGCUAGCAAGAGGGGCUGCAGGGGUGGUCACCAGCAUGUGAGACCCUGAAGGAGCCUUGUUCUCUGAGGUACAGACUGAGAGUUGGGAGGGGGCAGACAGUGGAAAGAGCAAGGCAUAGCAGAGUGAGGUCCUUGCUCUUAAGUGUCAAGGACUAGAUCAGCGAUUCUCAUUUCUUUUUUAGCCUCAAAGCCCCCUCCAUAUCUUGUCUGAAUUUAGAUCUUUUAGAUCUAAUCUUAGCAAUUUUCAACCAGGGUGCUGCAAAAUUCAGAGAAUUAUGGAGGAGUGCCUUGAGACUAAAAGGUUGAAACUGCUAGUAUAAAUACUAACCAUUUGCUUAAAGAAAGAUGUAGUGAUGUCAUUUUUUAACAGUACAUUUCAGCACUAGUACACUUUCCUCUGCCAGGAGAAUGGAAUAUGUUAGUUGUUUUACAGAAAAGAAUGCAUGCAUACGUAUUUUGCGCGCACACACACACGCACGCGCACACACACACACACGCGUGCACACACACACACACACACACACACACACACACACAC
Molecule: messenger RNA, 6899 nt
Organism: Alligator mississippiensis (American alligator)
Lineage: Eukaryota; Metazoa; Chordata; Crocodylia; Alligatoridae
Gene: POT1
Product: protection of telomeres 1
Exons: 16
Coding region: 16-2046 (676 amino acids)
Biological process (GO): telomere capping; regulation of telomere maintenance via telomerase
Cellular component (GO): nuclear telomere cap complex; chromosome, telomeric region
Molecular function (GO): telomerase inhibitor activity; G-rich strand telomeric DNA binding
Source: RefSeq, a predicted model, not a curated record